AAUAUAUCGGGUCGGAAUCUUUGCGCGAAUUUUGUUAUAAGGAUAUUUAAAAUUCGACAUCGAAUUUCGAAAUGCGUGCACUAAUCUUCUAUGCAUAUUUGUUGACGGGUCUCUUUUACUUUUCGGAAGGUAAACCCUGCCCUGAAAAAUCUCGUCCCCACAAGACACGCUGCGAUGCCUUCUACAAGUGUCGAGAGCUGCCCUCCAACUCCCAUGUCUGGGUGCCAGUUAAAUGUAACAAGGGACUUGUGUAUGAGCACAAUGUGGGCAGCUGUGUAUUGCCCGGUGACGAUUGGGAAUGCCUAACACCCAGCGAGAUGUCCAGCUCGACCAUCAAAUCGGAUAUCUUGAUUGUGAACAACCGGGAUGAGGCGGAAUUGCGGCUCAGCGACAACGACAAGGAUGACAAUGUGCAAAUUGUGUUGGACUCCACGCUAAGCAGUGAGGAGCAGGAGGAUGAAGUGCCACACUCUAAAUCGGCAGCAGAAACUGAUCACGUCUUAAUAGCACCCAAUCUUAUUGGGGAGGAUGAAGUCUCCUCGGUCAGUCAGUUUGAUUCGAGUGGCGAUGGUGAAUUAGUCGAGUUGGAUGGCCAAUCGUUGCCGCAAACUCGCGAAGGUGAAGCGCAGCUUAGCACCAAGUCCGCUCUUGCCACUAUGAUGAGCUCUACCUCCCGACCAGCAGCUUCAAGUGCCUCUCCCAUUGAUCCCGAUCUGACGGCACACUUGCAGCGUCUCUCUCAACUGAUUGACGGACUUCAGCAGACGUACCAGAAUAGUGACAAGUCACAGGUUGAGAUGCGUCCGGAUCAACUGAAUGCCUUCCUGGCACACUUUGAUCUCAAGAAUCGCUACGACAUGUUUAAUCCCCAAGGCGACUAUAAGGAUGCUGCUGUUGUCUCCACCACAGCAAAGCCACCGCCAAGCACAACCCAAGCGACAGUCGCGACUACGAAAUCACCAGAUUCGCUGCCGGAACCAACGGCAAAUAAGACGUUGCUGCAAGAACAUCUGACCAAGCAUCGCAUGCAGCCGGAAACAAAGCUCAUGCUGUCGAAUACUCAGCCAUUUUCCUCGUAUGGUCCUGGCUAUGCCAACUCCCAGAUUGUGGUCAAUCGACCCGAGGGAUCCGUGAUGUUUACGCUACCCCAAUACGGACACAGUGCCGAACAACAACAGGCGCCACCACAGCAAAUGCAGCAACCCUUUAGUACUGCUUCAAGUAUUGACUUCAACGAUCAUCAGCCCAAAAUCUCGGAGGAAACCCUGAAAACAGUGUUGGAGCUAUCCAAGCAAAUGAUUGCUGCGCAAAAUUUACCCAAAGUGCUGCCGAAUCCCGCCUACAACAGCGCCUACUAUGCACCACCCAUACUGCAACCUUUGAUUAUAUCGCCCCACAACAAUCCAUUCCAACAAUACUAUCAAAUGCCCAGCUACGAUGUCCAACAACCGCCCAGGACUCAUUACAUGCAUCACAAGAAGAACACCUACAACAAGAAGCAGCAGCAACAGCAACAACCACAGCCGAGCACAACCAUCAUUCACAACAAUGUGAUUCCCGUGCAUUUGUCCAGCACAAAUUCGGGUGAGAAGGAAGUGCUCGACACCUAUGGCAACAGUCUAGGCGUCUAUCCCAGUCUGGACAAGCACGGCAUGAGCAGCAGCACUGUCUCUAGCACCUCCAGCAACAAGAACAGCAUUCAAAUGGAUAGCAACAACUAUUACAACAAAUUCAUCGCCACCAUGACAACAGCACGUCCAAGUUCCACCAUCUCGGUGACAACGAUGAGCAAUCAAUACACCGGACAAUAUGCAGCGCCCUAUGCCAACGAUUAUGUGCACACAACACCGAGUCCCUUUGCCGUACAUCCCUCGCCCGCAACUGUUGCCACUUAUUACACGCCAAGUCCUCAUCUGAAUGAGAACAAUGUGAAUUCAAUCUUCCAGGCCGACAACAGUUAUCCCACGGGCAUGGGUCAAAGCAGUAUGCCGGGCAUGUUCCCAUCGCAACUUGAGCCAGGUCAAGUGAAAAUCCGACCCAAUUCGCAGAAAAUCGAAAGCAUGGAAGUGGACGCUGAUGAGGCAAUUAACGCCAACUAUAUCAACAGCAAUGGGAACAGCAACCUGAAUAAUAUCAACAAUAAUAAUAAUCGUCUAAACAGUCCUCACGUACUGACCUACAGCAGCGCUGCCGGCUCCAGCUCAGCGGAUAUGAUGGGCAUGAGCCAUCAAUUAGCACCUGCUACAUAUGUGGAGCACAGCUACACCAUGUCCCAGAAUGCGCCAACAAGCAGCGAGCAACAGCAGAUGCCACAACAGCAAAUGCCACAGCAUCAUCAUCAGUUCAAGGCCCCAUAUUUACCCAGACCUACACCCACGAUGAGCAGCAGCAUCUACUCGGAUACUGCAGGCAAUGUGGGACUCAGCAUGUUUAGCACAGGAAUGGGACAUCUCACUGGGCCUGGCAGUAGUCAAUCGAGUCUACCUUCGAUGCCCGCGAUGCCUUCUUUGCCAGCUAUGCCCUCGAAAUCCAAGUAUCCCGGGGGCAUGGGACAAUUGGUGAAUUUCAAUGGUAACUUCAUCAGUUUGGAUGUCUUCCAGAAGUCUAUUCUACCGCUGAUGACCCAAUCAUCAUCGGCCAUGUCGGAACUGGGAAAUGUGGAAGUCAUCACGUGCCAGGCGGGUGUAAGACAGCCCAAUCAAACGGAUUGCACUCGCUAUUUUGUGUGCAGCAAAAAGGAUGGCAAGGUUCUCUCCUAUUCCUGUCCCCCCUACACGGGCUUCAAUCAACAGACGCGCAUUUGCGAUGCCUCGACCUAUGCGCAGUGCGGAAAUAUGCCGCAAUUCAAUGGGUAUUCCAUCGAUGAGAAUCGUCGCCAGCAAAUGGAGACACUUAAGCUGCUCGCGGAGGCAAAACGACGUCAAGAGGCAGCCAUCAAGGCUCAGAAUAUUGCCAAUCUGUUGCAGCAAUACGGCAGCAGUUCGGCACAAGAGAACAUGGUUCACACAGCAUCGGGAAGCAUGGAGAAUCAUAUGAUGGACUCGUAUAUGAUGCAGAUGUCGGAGCCCAGUUCGACGUUACGUCCCAUAAUGCCAGCGCCCACGAUGACCCCUAUCAUUAGCAGUACCAUCAGCACCUUUAGUAAUAGCCUAAGCAGCAGUGGAGGCAGCAGUGGAAGCAGCAGCGGCAGCGGUUCGGUGAAGAAACGCAAAUACUAUUGCAGGGAGGGGGACAAGAUACCGGAUCAGACCUCCAUUAGCAGCUAUUUUGUGUGCUACAAGACCGCCGAAGGUCAAAUGAAGGGUCACAAAAUGACCUGUUCAAAAUCGUUGGUCUUCUGCCCCAAGACGCUCAUGUGCACGCUAGCCAGCAAAUGCACCGGUUAAUCGGCAUGCCGACACCGAUAACUUAUCGAAAUGGCAAAUUCGAUGCGAUUAGUAUUAUAAGAGUAUUUAUUCUAAUUUUAGUCGGACGAAAUUAACUUGACUACGAAUUCCAAAUAACGACAAUAGCCAAACUUUGAGCUUUAGUUAACUAAAGCAAUAUUGAAAUAUUGUUCUAAGCUUAUUUAUUCUAAUUUUAGUGUGACGAAAUUGACUUGA
Drosophila nasuta is the source of this 3602-nucleotide messenger RNA. RefSeq lists its product as uncharacterized. The transcript is spliced from 2 exons. The coding region runs from base 72 to 3386 and encodes 1104 amino acids. Gene Ontology annotation, molecular function: chitin binding. Gene Ontology annotation, cellular component: extracellular region. The record is from RefSeq and is a predicted model, not a curated record. Lineage: Eukaryota; Metazoa; Arthropoda; Insecta; Diptera; Drosophilidae.